Cololabis saira (Pacific saury) is the source of this 1804-nucleotide messenger RNA. RefSeq names its product ribosomal RNA processing 9, U3 small nucleolar RNA binding protein (gene rrp9). Gene Ontology annotation, molecular function: snoRNA binding; protein binding. NCBI's taxonomy places the organism in Eukaryota, Metazoa, Chordata, Actinopteri, Beloniformes, Belonidae. The transcript is spliced from 15 exons. Gene Ontology annotation, cellular component: small-subunit processome. The record is from RefSeq and is a predicted model, not a curated record. The coding region runs from base 267 to 1724 and encodes 485 amino acids.
ACGGAAACAUUUCGCUCCAGUACUAUUUCCUGUUCAGCCCAUUUUCUGAUUUUAACCAAUGAGAAUAAAGAUUUCUGAAAAGGGGCGGGACAUUUUGAAAUAAAUACGCCUGUUGGCCAAUCAGAUUGCGCUCGAAGCGGGUCUUGAUAAUCAAGUUUGGUUGAGCCUGCACACGUGGGUUCAGUGUUGAUUUGCCUCUGAAUAUAAGUUAGACAGUCUACAGAUAGCUGUAAUUAAUCUACAUUUUCGUCCAGUGCUAUGCCACAAUGUCUUCAUCAUUUUUCAUAAAAACAAAAUCAAAGCCCAAACUAACCACGAAGGGGGCAAACGGAGCAGCGCCAAAACGAAAGGGUGAUGGGGGUGCUGAUGGAAAGAACAAACUACGAGCAAAGAAGCCCAAUGCCAAAUACAACGAGGAGAUUUCCAGCGAUUCUGAAACAGAAAGUCCUGUAGUGUCCAAGAAGAGGCAAGUCCAUGCGGAGAAUGAUUUUGAUGAAACUCCACAAGAUAAGAAGCUUAGAUUAGCUAAACUGUACCUGGACCAGCUGAAGGAAGAGGAGGAAAAUAAAGCAGAUGAUGAGUCCUUUGAGACAGAUCUUGUGGCAGGAAGGCUUCAAGAAGAAGUGCUUGAACAGAAAGGAAAGCUCCAACGGCUCAUUGCUAAAGAUCUCGUAGCACCAGAUGCUUCAGAUAUCAGGGUGUUGAGAGGACACAAACUUCCAAUUACCUGUCUUGUCGUAACCCCUGAUGACAAAUGCAUAUUUUCUGCUGCCAAAGACUGCUCCGUGAUAAAAUGGGACGUUGAGAGUGGAAAGAAGCUGCACACAAUACCUGGUGGCAGGAAAGGUACGGAAGAUCGCCAUAUCGGACACACGGCUCACAUCCUGUGUAUGGCCAUAUCUUCAGAUGGAAAAUACUUGGCUACUGGAGACAUGAACAAACUUAUCAUGAUCUGGGAGGCUGAAACAUGCAAACAUCUAUUUAAAUUUACAGGACACAAAGGCCCUGUGUCGGGUCUAUCGUUCAGGAAAGGAACCCAUGAUCUGUACAGCGCUUCUCAAGACCGCUCGGUCAAGGUGUGGAAUGUGGACGAGAACGCAUACGUGGAAACUCUCUUUGGCCACCAGGACGCCAUUACAGGGCUGGACAGUCUGAGCCGGGAAUGCUGUGUGACGGCAGGGGGACGGGACGGCACCGUGAGAGUUUGGAAGAUAGCUGAGGAGUCUCAGCUGGUGUUUCAUGGACAUGAUGGUUCAAUUGAUUGUAUCCAGCUCAUAAAUGAGGAGCACAUGAUAACAGGAGCUGAUGAUGGCUCAGUGUCUCUUUGGAGUGUCAACAAGAAGAAGCCUCUCAGCACAGUGAAGAAGGCUCAUGGUUGCCAUGGCGAUGUAGGGCUGGAGCAGCCUCAUUGGGUGGCCUCAGUAGCAGCCCUUCAGAACUCCGAUACCGUUGCCUCAGGUGCCUCCGGCUGUUCGCACAACUCGCAGGUGAAUGUGUGGAAGUGUGGCCAGAACUAUCGUGGGUUGGAGCUUCUAUUCAGUGUUCCAGUGUCCGGAUUUGUCAAUAGUUUGAAGUUUUCAAGCUCCGGUCAGUUCUUGGUAGCCGGCAUCGGACAGGAACACAGGUUGGGUCGCUGGUGGAGAAUCAAAGAUGCCAAAAAUGGGAUCUAUAUCAUUCCACUUAAAAGGAAACCUAAUCCAGAAGAAGCCAAAAUGACUAAAUAAUGAAUUUUUGUAAAUAAAAUGUUUUGAUAACUUGACAUAUAUUGUCUGUUUUGCCCCUUUCUUUUUAAAUCAAUCUCAAU